Messenger RNA from Portunus trituberculatus (swimming crab), 2074 nucleotides. Its product is annotated as glucoside xylosyltransferase 1-like. Gene Ontology annotation, molecular function: UDP-xylosyltransferase activity. Gene Ontology annotation, biological process: protein O-linked glycosylation via N-acetylgalactosamine. NCBI's taxonomy places the organism in Eukaryota, Metazoa, Arthropoda, Malacostraca, Decapoda, Portunidae. The record is from RefSeq and is a predicted model, not a curated record. Bases 1 to 1161 code for a protein of 386 amino acids. The transcript has 8 exons.
AUGCCCGGACAUCCCCGCAACGCCCGCAUGCGCCGUCUGUUGCCCGAUGACCCCGAAACACCCCGAUCACGCACGAUUGAUGCCCCGAUAGUGUUUUUCGUCCCCGAUGCCAAAUUUCAGCCAUCGUGCCUGUCGGGGCACCAUGAUCGUGUAUGUUCAGCAGUCAUUGAAGAGCCUGAGUUUGCCAUCGUAGUCUGCCGUGAUAAGGAUGACAGUCCGAAGAAAGCAAAUGAUUUCCAGAGGCAGCUUCGUCAAAUCUCUGUUCUCUUCAAGUCUGCCGCUACGCUUACUGCUCAAACUGUGACAUUUAACAUCGUGGCUGAUUCUUACACGACUUAUGAGACAAUCACGAACCUCACCGCGAGCUGGCCCACCGCCUACAGACAACGCCUAGUGUUCAGCGAGUACAAGCAAGUGUUCUACCCGCCCGGCACUAAGAAGAUAAAGAAUCUGUUUCGGCCCUGCGCAACGGGGAAGCUGUUUCUGCCACAAACCCUCCAGGAUAAGGACGCCGUCGUAUUCCUGGACACGGAUACACUCUUUCUCAUGCCUCCCGAGAUGCUGUGGCGCAAACUGUAUGCCUUCAACCCCUCCCAGAUCAUUGGCAUCGCGCCUUGCCUUCAUGAGUGCAGCACGGUGUUCAAGAAUUUGCCCAUUUAUGGAUCAAGACAUGGCCUCAACACUGGGGUGCUCGUGAUGAACCUCACCAGGUUGCGGGGCUUCGAAGGUGGCUGGACGGAGAACAUCAUGCAUAUUGUGAACAAAUACAACACUAAACUACAGCUCGCAGACCAGGAUAUCCUUAACAUUCUCUUCAGUAAUAAGACCAUAGCCAAACAACUGUACCAGCUAGGGUGUGAGUGGAACUAUCGACCGAACUUGUGUUCCUCUGGCACCAACAAGUGCAAGAGUGCCAACGAGCUCGGAGUGGGUUUACUGCACGGCAAUGCCCUCACAUUCGUCAACGGCAUAGUAAUUAAAUUUAAGAUCAUGUUCGAUGCAUGGGAGCAACACCAGAUUGGGGAAUCAGUGACGGCGCUGCUGGAGCGCCUCAAAACAACACUACAUCAACAGAAUAAGUCUCCAGGCUGUUCCAGUGUGUUAUUCAUUGACAGGAUACUGCUGCAAGGACUGGAAAACACGCUGAAAAGGCAUCAAUGAGGUGGAGAGGGCAAAACAGAGAUAAUGCCUGUAGGAGACAGAAGACGCCUGAAAAACCGAUAGCUACUCGCAGUGAGGUCUGAAAGAGAUGCUGUGAUCUCAUCAACGCCCUGGCUAUGACUUCACUGAACCUUUUCAUUUCUCUCAACAAAAGGAGAUAUAGUUACAACCUAUCUUGUAAAGAGAAUUCUACUUUUUUUUUUUUUCAUAAUACUGCAUGCACUUGGUUAUACAAAUAUCCUUUACUCCAAGACUUUUUUAUACUUUGUUUUCAGGCCUGCAUCUUUGUGGGCUAUUUCUUUUCUUUUCUUCUUUUAAAUAUUUUGUCCUUGUUUCGUGCUUUUCCUGCAAAAAUUGAACAAAUGAAUAAUCUAAUUCGUUGGAAACAGUUUGAUAAGAGGACACUGAGGAAGAAGUGGACAGAAAAACUAAUUAAGACUUGGAAAAUAUAACUGACAAAUGACAAAGAAGACUGUAAGGAAAGCUAGUUUAGAUAAGAACACUGAGAGUAGAGCUGAAAAUUACUUCGAAAAAGACAGUGUUAGUCAGAAAUAAGUAAUAAGGUCUGAAACAAAUAAUUAGCAGAGAAAAACUAGGAAAGAUGGCUUGGAAAACAAACAAGAUGACUCUAAAGGAACUAUUUUAAAUAAGAUCACAGUCCAAGGGAAAAACAGGCAAAAAAAAAAAAAAAACGUUAUGAUCCUCCCCCCCCAAAAAAAAAAAAAAAAAAAAAAAUCUGAAUAGAAAAAUCAAAUCGUGGAGAAUAAGUGUCCGUAAUUUCUCUCUUAAAAAUGGUAAUUUCAAAGGAAGGAGGAAAUACAGAAGCAAGUAGGGAAUGCCAGAAUAUACCGGAGAAAAUUAUGAAUGAGUGAAAGUCUUGGUAAAAUCUUGUAUUACAGAGGUUCAAAAUGGA